Molecule: messenger RNA, 5239 nt
Organism: Spodoptera frugiperda (fall armyworm)
Lineage: Eukaryota; Metazoa; Arthropoda; Insecta; Lepidoptera; Noctuidae
Gene: MnM
Exons: 3
Coding region: 96-3290 (1064 amino acids)
Molecular function (GO): protein binding
Source: RefSeq, a predicted model, not a curated record
CGGUCUGCGCAGAGUUAUUCCCAGAGCGCGGCGCGCGGCGAGGGCGGGGGCGAGCGGGCGCCGUGCUCAGUGUGUCGGCGCGCGCCGCCGCCGCCAUGGGCAACCAGCACUCCGCCUCACACUACGUCCACAAGCCCAGCAAGAACGUGCGCUGGAAGACCGCAGGACGACCUGCAACGCCAGGGAAGCCGGAUAUAAUACCGAUACUGUCACCGGAUGAGGAGCCAAACUCGAUUACGCUGCGCUGGGCGCCGGCGGCCCACGAUGGAGGUGCGCCCUUGCUCGGCUACCAGGUGGAGUGCAACAGGCUCGGGGCUCCGGACUGGAUCCGCACCGCGCCGCCGGUAGUGCUGCGGCCCGAGCUCGUGCUAACCGGGCUCGAGCCACCCCAUCGGUACCAGUUUCGAGUCGCAGCGCUCAAUGCAGUCGGACGCUCCGAUUACAGCGACCUCUCCGAUGUGCUCACCGUCAGCUCUGACCGCCUUCCUCAUGAGCCGCCAAUAUUUCUUCAACAUCUAGAAGAUUUGACCGUACUCGAAAACGACAAAACAGAAUUCCGUGUCGCUUUCACGGGUAUGCCACCGCCUACAAUAGCAUGGUUCAAGGAUGAUUAUGAAAUAUUUAGUAGCAGAAGGACGGCGAUCACUACAAGUGAAUCUACGAGUGUUCUUGUUUUCCAUCAAACAUUACCGAGCGACGAAGGAGAAAUUAAAUGCACGGCAACAAAUCGUAGCGGACAUGCAGUUACUAAAGCUCGAUUAUCCUUAGAAGCUGCUCCGAAGUUACGCUACCCUCGUCAAUACGAGGACGGCUUGUUAUACGAAAUUAACGAAACCGUUUUCCUGAAAACUACAAUAGUUGGAAAACCGACACCAACUGUAGAAUGGCGACACGAUGGCCAGCCUAUAGUGGUAGACGAUCGCGUGGAGAUCUCGAAUACUUCGAAAUUUUCAGUUCUCAAAAUCCACUCGGCACGAAGAAGCGACCGUGGGGAAUAUCAAAUUCACGCGAAAAACAGAAUCGGAGAAGACACUGCUGCCUUCUUAGUGACGAUUACAGCUCCACCAGAUCCUCCGCAGCAUGUCUCCGUGGCUAGACAAGUAGACAAGUCCGUCACUCUGGACUGGGAGCCGCCCGAGGACGAUGGUGGCUGUCGCAUUGGCAACUACGUAGUGGAGUAUUACAGGAACGGCUGGAACGUGUGGCUGAAGGCAACCACCAGCCGUAAAACAAACGUAACUUUGUUCGAUCUCAUCGAAGGAAGUGAAUACCGCUUUAGAGUAAAAGCAGAAAGUCCAUAUGGAAUGAGCGCGCCUAGUGUGGAGUCCGCGCCAGUGAAGAUACCUGGGCGGCCGGUCGACAUGGAGUUCCUGGCAGUAGAGUCAAAGAUAAUAAACCAAGUGCUUACUCGAGAGGACGGCGGCGGCGACGCGCGCGUGUCUCCAGCGCCGCGCCGGAAGCGCGCACAGACCGCCCCUGUGGAGCCGCAGCCGCCACAGCGGGUGCCGCGGCGCUCGCCCGCCAGGAGCCAGUCCGGCGGCAGCAACGAGUUCAUGCUGGUACUCUACCCGGAUUCACAAAAACAGAUGGAAAAAUCCGAAAAAAGACAAUCCAUUCAACUGGAUCUUGAUGAGCUGUCACCACCUCCACUCUCGUUCUCCGCACCGGAGCUGAGCUCACGAUGUAUGAUGCCCUUCAAAGCACUACGCAAUGCUGUAAGCUCAUCGCAACUGCUGCAUGAAUUAGCCAUGGCUCGAGUCCACAAAGCCGUGGCAAUGAAAGAGGAACAAACUAAAACCAAAGACGACAGACCCCCUAAUCACAAAACUGACAUUCCGUAUAAUACUAGCUAUGAUCACGACAAAGAUAAAAAUAAUCGGGAUUUGCCAAAAUCGCACGAAGACUUCUCUGAAACAAAAUCUAAGAACCCAGAAAUAAUAAUAAAAACGGAAUCUGUUGACUCCACUGAUAACAAGUUUAGCUCACGUCAAGUUUCUCUGGAUUCAGAAGUAUCCGAAAAUAAAUGGCAACACAUGUCUUUUGAUGAAGACUAUACUGCUAGCACCGUAUCUUCCGAUGGAGAGUAUUCAGAAGAUGGAAGUCUUGAUGGUGAUAUAGAUAGACGAAGUCAAUAUUCCAACGAAGAGGAAACAUAUAACCCUCGAGAUAAAAUGGCCCGUCCUUCCCCUUCCAAAGAAUUUAUUGAAGAGGAGGAAGAAGAGAUUUCUGAACACGAACCUGUAAAGCUUUUACCUUUACCCGACCCUAAUUUUAUACCAAAACCUAUAUUAAAAAAGAGAGAGCCAGACGUAAUUGAAACAAAACCACUUCUUGAACUUCCAAAAUUGGAAAAUAAACAAAAAACAAAGGAGAAACCUAAACUAACAGAAAAACCUAAAAUAGUAGAAAAACUUAAAACCUCAGAAAAACUAAAAUCCGAAAAUAAAGCAAAGUCUGUGGAAAACUCGAAAGAAAUUGAAAAACCAAAGAAUGAUGAAAAAAUUACUAUAUUCAAAAAAAUUACCAAGACGAAAUUUCCUAAACUACUGCACAAAAAGGAACCAGAGAAACCCAAAGAAGAAAGCAUGCCCAACGAUAAAGGCAAAACUAAUAGCAAAACAGAAAAAGUACUAGAUAAAGUAAGUGAAGAAGGACGGACAGUAAUUGAUUACUACGGUAGUAUAGUUAAGGAAUAUGGCAGCCAUAAGAAGUCAUCCACCCCCAUGUAUCUUAAAACCGAGGACUUAAAAGCUGUGGCAGAAAAACAACAGCUUGAAAUCCAACCUGAAAAUGGGGAAGAAAAUAAAGUAAUGAAAACAAAAAAAGUAGUCAAUAAAACAAAUAACAGUAAAGUUACAGCUUUGAAGGGAAAACCUGCCAGUCCUAUUAACAAUAAGCCAAUGAAGACAAAAGUGAUGCCCACUGUAGAGAAAAAACAAACAGAAAAGAAGCCUAAAGCAACAGUUUCCACUACAGCAGAAAGCAAUAUGCAGACCACAACACAACAAGUAGUGCUGAGAAAAGCAGAACGAGCCACUAUCGUUAUCCCGAUAAAUUACCAAGAGCUUGAAAAGAAAGCUAUGAUGAACGUGAGGUCAGCCAUUGAUUAUACAGUGGAUGUUUGCCUUCUUCUACUAGCUUUUUGGGUAUACUUCUUCAAAGACGAGAGGCUAGCCAUUCCCUUCCUCAUUCUCAUCAUAUACCGGCAGUUACAAGAAACACUCUUGCUGAAUAUUCCCGAGUGGUAUGAACGUCACACUCCCAGCUGGCUCAAGAAGAAGACUUCUUGACCUCUCCCAAAAGACAUGUUGUGCGCUAAUCUGAUUGUGAGCAAUGUAUGGUGUGUGAUAUUGUAAACAUAUUUGUUGUAUUAAUAAUUAAAUUUACACAUUACUUCUAAUAUACUAUACUUAAAUUAUAUUAAAAACUCAUACUAAAAAAUAAGUUACCAAAAACUAGUUGGCACAGAUUUCACAAUUAUCAAAAUUUUCCAAAAAAAUAUUAACAAAAUUAAAAUGUUGUUUUUACGGCUCAGAACUAGUUUCCAACAUAAAAGUGUUCGUCUCAUAUCUCAUUUCAAACACCGGAUUACAGACUGCGUGCCGCUUGUACCGCCACGAAAAGUGCGGUCUAAAGAAACUUGUAACCGUCGUCAUAAAGGGCUCGUCUUAGGUGUAUAUUUCAAUGAAAACGUCUUGAGAGAUCCUGCAGUACUGACUGCAAGCGCACGGAAAUAUAACGAACAAGUUUGUGGAAGGUUGUGGUCCUUGUUGAAUCUUGGUCCCAUACCAAGGCUUGGCGAGGCUAGAGUGUUUUACGACUUGGACCCACAUUACACUUUUGUCGCAGUAGCUGGUCUUGGCAGCGAAUGUGCCAAUUACAACAAACUAGAACGACUGGAUGAAACUAAAGAAGCUAUAAGAAUUGCUGCUGGUGUUGGUGCUAUGGCGGUUCAAAAGCUGAAUCCUAAAGAAAUAGAUAUUGAAUCCUUUGGAAACGCUGAGGCUGCUGCUGAAGGGGCAGAACUCGCAGUCUGGCAGUUUAAUGAAUAUAAAACUGCUUCUAUAAAUAAACUAAUGCCUAUGAAACCAAUUCUAAACCUUUACGAUGAUUGUGACAUAGAUGGAUGGAAAAUCGGUUACUUAAAAGCAGAAGCCCAAAACCUGGCCAGACACUUACAAGAAAUGCCUGCUAAUAUCUUACAUCCCACCAAGUUUGCUAAAAUAGCUCUUGAUCUUUUAUGUGACUUGAAUAUAAAUGUAGAGAUAAGAACGAAGGGGUGGGCAGCUAAUCACCGAAUGGGUGGAUUCGUAUCAGUUGGGAAAUCGUCAAUACAAGCACCGCUGUAUUUAGAGAUCAGCUAUUACGGGGCUAACGAACAGACUCGCCCUGUGGUUAUGAUAGGCAAAGGUGUUACGUUUGACAGUGGAAGUUUAGAUUUGAAAUCUUGUAAAGAAUUAAAGUACAUGAAAGGUGACAUGGCUGGAGCAGCUUGUGUACUGGCCAUCACGAGGGCUGCAGCCAAAUUGAAGCUCCCCGUUAACAUCAAAGGUAUUUUGCCACUCUGCGAACUGAUGCCCAACGGAAGUAGUCCGAAAUUCGGUGAUCUCAUCUGUAGUUCAAACAAUAAAUCUAUUCUAAUAAGAAUGCCAUCUCGAGAAGGACGUUUACUCAUUGCAGACAGUUUAAUAUAUGCUCGAAACCUCUGGCCCAAGUUUAUCAUAGAUAUAGGCACCAUGUCCAACGAAGUAUUACACUACCUAGGUGGGGCAGCGAGCGCCUGUUACUCAAAUUCUGAAGACUUAUACCAUUACCUGGAGCUAGCCAGUGCUCACACUGGGGACAGGGUCUGGAGAAUGCCGCUGUGGAAGUUUUAUUGCGACCGAGUGAAGGACUGCGAUAUUGCAGACGUAGCGAACACAGGACGCGAGGAGUACGGGGAUUCUGCCAACUGUGCCGCCUUCCUCAGGCAGUUUGUGGUGGACACCCAGUGGGUGCACCUCGACACGCACAACGUGGCCUACACGAAGGGGGUCGACACCCCGUACCUGCUGCGUGGUAUGACCGGCCGACCGACCAGGACCGUCAUCGAGUUGUUACACCAGAUGAUAGCAGCCUCCAAAUUAUAAAGAAUUAUAAUUAAUCGCUUGUAGAUAACAGAUUGUGUAGUCAUUCGUGCGUAAGCUAUACUUUUUGAUUAUUAUCAUAUUUGGCAAAUAAUAAACCCUUUAACAUAUAA